Messenger RNA from Myripristis murdjan (pinecone soldierfish), 4954 nucleotides. RefSeq names its product testican-1-like. The coding region runs from base 87 to 1460 and encodes 457 amino acids. Gene Ontology annotation, biological process: anatomical structure development. Gene Ontology annotation, molecular function: calcium ion binding; collagen binding; extracellular matrix binding. NCBI's taxonomy places the organism in Eukaryota, Metazoa, Chordata, Actinopteri, Holocentriformes, Holocentridae. The record is from RefSeq and is a predicted model, not a curated record. The transcript is spliced from 13 exons.
CUCACACAGAAGUCUGGAGCUAUCACAGGUCCGGGGCCGUGGACUUAGAAACUCAGCCCUGAACUGGACGCCAACUAUCCCAGAGGAUGCUCUUCUUCCUGCUACCUGUCGUGGCUCUCUUGCUGAGCAGGGAAACGGCGGUGUCCGCUAACAACAACGACAAAUGGCUGAGCAGCGUGGCUCAGUACGACAAGGAAAGAUCCUGGAACAGAUUCAGAGAUGAGGUGGAGGAUGACUACUUCAAGAGCUGGGCUCCUUCCAAGCCAGCAGACCAAGAGACAGGAGCCCGACCCAGCAGACAUGGAGAACCAGGAACUAAAGCUCACACAGGUCCAGCCAGGAGGACAAUACAGGAUGGUCCAGAUGUCACCAAGGACCCCUGUCUGAAGGUGCGCUGCCCUCCUCACAAGGUGUGUGUCAGCCAUGACUACCAGACAGCCAUCUGCACCAAUCACAAGCAACCACCCCACAGUGUGAAGCCCAGGAAAACCAGCCAAGGCCACAACCACAAGCUCGAAGCUGGUGUUCAUGGGAAAUGUAGGCCGUGUUCAGCACUCCAGUCGAGACCUGUGUGUGGAUCUGACGGCCACACCUAUUCCUCCAAGUGUAAGAUGGAGUUCCAGGGCUGUUUGUCUGGAAAGGUGAUCUCAGUGAAGUGUGAAGGACUGUGUCCCUGUUUGCCGGGUCGAGAACCCAGCAAACCUCCACACAAGACUGACAAGACUGCCUGCAGCGACACAGAGCUCCACAGCCUGGCCUCCAGACUGAAGGACUGGUUCGGAGUUCUGCACUUUGAUGCCAACAGAGACCUCAAAUCCUCCGACUUUGAUGCUGCCACAGGCCGCUUUGACACCAGCAUCUUGCCCAUAUGUAAAGACUCACUGGGCUGGAUGUUCAACAAGCUGGACAUGAACUUUGACCUCUUACUGGACCAAUCAGAGCUGAGCGCCAUCUACCUGGACAAGUAUGAGCUGUGCAUGAAGCCCCUCUUCAACUCCUGUGACUCCUUCAAAGACGGCAAACUGUCCAACAAUGAGUGGUGCUACUGCUUCCAGAAGCCCAAGGGAUUGCCUUGCCAAAAUGAGAAGAGCAGGCUGACUCAGAGUCCACAGAAGAUCCUCAUAGGUUCCUAUAUCCCUCAAUGUACUGAUGAUGGCUACUUCAAGCCAACCCAGUGCCAUGGCAGCACUGGUCAGUGUUGGUGUGUGGACAAAUAUGGUAACGAGAUCGCCGGCUCGAGAAAACACAGCAACCCCAACUGUGAUGAGGAGCAGGAGACCUCAGGGGAUUUUGGCAGUGGUGGUGCAGUCAUUCUCCAUGACAGUCAGGAGGAGGACCCAUUACAGAGUGGGCGGGGCAAACAGAAACAGAGGUGGAGUUGGAUCCAUCCCCGAGGAGCCAUCGAUGAUGAUGAGGACCAAGAGGAGGACAAGGACGAUGAAACUGGCUAUGUCUGGUAGCUCCACCUCAUCUACUCUGCCAUUAGCAAACUUCUGCUCACUCAGCACAGAUCUGAAGCCAUUCCAGCAUGCGCACACAUUUAAGGGUGCCCAGUACUCUCCCAUUCAUAUAAAGGGUGGACACCAGCGAAGGCGGGAAGUAUUGCCAUAAUCAACGGCAUAAAUAGUGGCAGCAGCAAAAGAAAGAAGGGAAGAGAGAAAAAACUCACCCACAAUAACAUAUGCAGUAUGAAGAGGAGCAUCACUGCCACUGAAAGCAAUUGGUACCUAAUAUUCAUGUUGUUAACUCCAGUAAACAUAAACAAUACAUGACUUUCUUGUGAGCUCUGCAGAAGAACAAAUCAUAUUUUGCCAAGUAACAAUAAUGAAAUGUAGACUUUCACAUUUUGAAUCUUUCUUUCUAUAUGUUUGGCCAUUGUAGAGUUUACUGGUCAGACUGUCCUCCAUCAGAUGGCUUUCUGUUUUGGUUGUUUGUUUCAGUUUUGAUUCUGAGUGGAUAGGUCAUGAAUCUGCAGCCAUGAGAACACAUUUUAAAUAGAACAGGGUGUGCAUGCCAGAGCCCAUCCCUAGCAAUGUUUAGUUGUCACCAAUAAGAGGCUUCAAAUCAGUUAGUGACCAGUUUCUAGGCCUUGCCACAUAGCAGGAGUCCAGCAAUUAGUGCAAACUCCACGUAGCCAGUACACUUCUGCCAAACGGGGAAACCCUUAAACGAGUGCGCCCAGUGUCCUGCCCUUUGUCCUGCCCUCUGCCUCUUGCACCAAGCCAUUGGUCCAACACUCAGUUCAAGAACUUGUUAUUAUAAUUCCUGUCUCACUCUUCAGUCUCUCUCUCCUGGAUCAACAACCAUGUCUCUCCACCAUCCGAGAACAGAGACUCUUUUAGAUUCCAACAAAGAUUGUUGAAUGUCUUUGACAGUUCGACUCGCCUUGUCCUCUCCCUUCAUCUUGGACCUGACAACAUGAACUUUCUCUUUUCUUUUGUUUUUUUUUUUCUCCCUGCCAUUCUCUUGGUUUGUCUCAAAUUCUGUCUGUCAUGUAUCUCAGUGUGUCCAUAUCAGAGCCUCUGGUAUGUCUGUAUGUCUGUAAUUUCCUAGUGGAUUGUAAAUUAUGUAAUUGUUGAUCUUGAAUGUCCCAGAAAGGAAACAGAGGAAGGAGAAAGAUUUGAGACACUUUGUCCUUUCCCACUGAAACUGACAUUUGGCUGAUCAGCUCAAGUUUGUAGAUUAAAUUCAUCUUGAAAGAAGGAAAACAGCAUGUUUUGUUAAGGACAGUGACGCUGUUUUGGCUUCUAUUGUACAUUGCUGCUCUUGCAGUGCUGUCUAGAGUCUCAUUUCUUCUUCUCCCAAGCUCAGGGGGUAGAAAGUAGAUGUCUUUGCAGAAGAUAUUAAACAUGCCACUUAAAAAAAGAGUAAUGUUUCUGUCAAACUCAAAGUGUAAAAUUAUUUAUGCAAUGAAACACCAAAUCAAAAUUAAUUUAUUUUUCUAGUUUUUGUGUUUUCAGUUCAGAGUAUGGCCAAAAUCUCUCUAGUGUAAAUAGAAAAGCCCGCCAUCAGUUCCCCCCGUUUUCCAGGCUUUGAUAAAGCACCCUUUGCUUUUAGUCACAGACCUAAAGGGAAACAACAGGAACAGCACUUAUCUCUUGGCUUUGAAAAAAAAAAAAAGCACAGAAGCAGCAGAAAAGAGCCUAAAAGCCUAAUGAGGGAUGUUUGGGGGGGGAAAUCAUGUGUCUUUAGCCUAGGACCUUCAGUGACUGACUUCUUGUGAGUUCAACACUCACUCUAGAGUCUGCUGAGGGUCUAAAUAAUCUUAAUAGUCUUGUUUUCAUACAUUAUUCAGGAAAGCAACAAGAUGUGUCCCUUUGGGUUCUAUUAUAACUAUCCAAAACAGAUGAGAAGGAGAAUCUGUUGGCUCCCAGUAGACCCAGUUAUAAGGAGCAUUAUAUUUAGCUUGGGAUAACUAAUGCAGUACAAACAUGCGAAUGUUUAAUCUCAUUACACUUUCGUAAACAAACUGCUAUCCAACAGGUCAUGGUGCAUGUUUUCAGAGAAGAGAAUCUAAGGCACCAUCUGCAAUAAUCUGUUUGUUAUUGGAUUCAUGCUGUUAAGAUCACGUCAGUGCAGUUUGUCUGCUGAUAGUACACUCAUUAUGAACAACACAGGCGCAAAGAGUGUUUAAGAGUAUUUUAGUAGAAAUGCUGUCAGAGCAACACAAUUAAGCCGGCCUCUUAAGGAAUAGUAGAUUGCUUGAAAAUAGUAGACUACAGAAAUCAUUAAGAUUUUAUAAACGUCCCACAAUUGAUUUGAUUAAUUGGAAAGGUGCUUUGCAGUAUUCAAAUGCAAGAAUAGUAUCUAUUAGCUAUGAGAUUAGCUAUAACCACUUACUAGCCACCUGAGAUUGACAAUCUGUCUGGUUGUUCUUUCCUUUAGAGCCAGUCAGGCAGAAAUGAAGCUCUCAUGCACAUGUUAGUUACAGACACAAAGCCCAUUUAAAAAAAAUAAAUAAAUAAAAAAUAUCACACACCACUGCUCACUUUCCAACAUUUCUCCUUCUCCUGUGUCUCACGCUUUUCCCUCAGACAUGUACAAGUACAAGCUCAUUUAAUCAUUCCUGUUUUUACCCUCCUCUCUAACCUUCCCUCCAGCUUCAUCUCCCAACAAGGGAUGUGUCUGAGCUAAAUCUGCUGCGAGGGUGUUCCCUUUCCCCUGAGUCACUUCCUUUGAUUUCUCUUUUCCUUUUCUAUAAUCAAACGUCAAACCCUGACUUUUUAGAGACACAUGCAGACAUCUAAAUUCACACUGUAACAUUGUGAAGUGUGCAUAAGCUUAUUUCUUGCUGUUAAAUCCAUUUUCUCUCUUCUUGGUGCUGCAGUUAACCCCAGCCUUCCAUUUGCCCUGUUAUGAUGUCAUAAGAGAGCCUUGCUCUGUUCUGCAGACACAGCUGUCCCUCUCCUGCCUGGCUGCUUAUUUAAAGGGCAGAAUACCCUUUUUACCAGUGUUAAGCCCUGUGUUGCUCAAACAUUAAUGGGAGCACAAUGAGCUCAGAUACUCCGAAUCUCUCCCUCUUAUCCGAAGCAGUGACUAAACCAUCCUCAGACACACUGAUAAACAAACACAUAGGCGUUAUACACAAACUUAAAUGGCCAUAUUUGCGAGUCUUAUUUGUUAGUUCUAUAUAUUUUUUACUUUUAAAAAGAAAUUAAUGAUAUUUAAGCAAUGUAAUAUAAUGUAAUUGCCAUGUGGCAUUGUCCAUUUGCAUUUAAAUAGACUGAGGUGUGUAAAGGUCAUUGUCACUUAUUGUAGCUGGAGUCCUGUAGCCCUCGCCAUAGGAGCAUAGUUUAGUGAGAUUUUCACUGUCUUUUAUUUUUUGUUUUGUUUUUUGUUUUUCUCCUUUUGGAUUUCUAAUGCAAUGUUGAUGUUAUGGGCUGAAAAUGUCUUGAUUUUACUGUGACAGUUCCACAAUGUUUGUCUGAAUAAAUUUAGGUCUGUUUGUCCCUCA